AGGGGGAGGGGAUAGGACGGAGAGACCGAAGGGAAGGCUCAGUUUCAUUUCCACGGACCCUCCUGCCUGGGCCGCAGCCGCCGCCGCGAUGCCCAGUAAGUUCAGCUGCCGGCAGCUCCGGGAGACGGGCCAGUGCUUCGAGAGUUUCCUAGUCGAUCGGGGACUGGACAUGGAGACAGAUCGCGAGCGGCUGCGGACCGUUUAUAACUGGGAUUUCAAGAUCAGCUUUGGGACCCCUGCCCCUGGCUUCUCCUCCAUGCUGUAUGGAAUGAAGAUUGCAAAUCUGGCCUACGUCACCAAGACUCGGGUCAGGUUCUUCAGACUCGACCGCUGGGCCAACGUGUGGUUCCCAGAAAAGAGGAGAGUGAAGCUGGGGUCAGACAUCAGCAAACACCACAAGUCACUGCUAGCCAAGAUUUUCUAUGACAGGGCUGAGUAUCUUCACGGGAAACAUGGGGUGGACGUGGAAGUCCAGGGGCCCCAUGAAGCCCGAGAUGGGCAGCUCCUUAUCCGCCUGGAUUUGAACCGCAAGGAGGUGCUGACCCUGAGGCUUCGGAACGGAGGAACUCAGCCUGUCACCCUCACUCACCUCUUCCCACUCUGCCGGACCCCCCAGUUUGCCUUCUACAAUGGAGAACAAGAGCUGCCCUGCCCACUGGGCCCUGGCGAGUGCUACGAGCUCCAUGUCCAUUGCAAGACCAGUUUUGUGGGCUACUUCCCGGCCACAGUGCUCUGGGAGCUGCUGGGCCCUGGGGAGCCGGGUUCAGAAGGAGCUGGUACCUUCUACAUCGCCCGAUUCUUGGCCGCUGUUGCCCACAGUCCCCUGGCUGCGCAGUUGAAGCCCACGACUCCCUUCAAGCGGACCCGGAUCACUGGAAACCCUGUAGUGACCAGCCGGAUAGAGGAAGGAGAGAGACCUGAUCGCGCUAAGGGCUAUGACCUGGAGCUGAGUAUGGCGCUGGGCACGUACUACCCACCCCCUCGCCUCCGGCAGCUACUCCCCAUCCUUCUUCAGGGGACAAGUAUCUUCACUGCCCCAAAGGAGAUCGCUGAGAUAAAGGCCCAGCUGGAGACAGGCCUGCAGUGGAGGAACUACGAGGUGAAGCUCCGGCUCCUGCUGCACCUAGAGGAGCUACAGAUGGAACAUGACAUCCGGCACUACGACCUGGAGUCGGUGCCCAUGACGUGGGACCCCGCGGACCAAAACCCGAGGCUGCUUACCCUGGAGGUUCCCGGGGUGACCGAGAGCCGCCCCUCAGUGCUGCGGGGUGACCACCUGUUUGCACUUCUGUCUUCUGAGACCCAUCAGGAAAACCCUGUCACCUAUAAGGGCUUUGUCCAUAAGGUGGAAUUGGACCGUGUCAAGCUGAGCUUUUCCACGAGCCUCCUCAGCCGCUUUGUGGAUGGGCUGACCUUCAAGGUGAACUUCACCUUCAACCGCCAGCCCCUGCGCGUGCAGCACCGCGCCCUGGAACUCACAGGGCGCUGGCCACUGUGGCCCAUGCUCUUUCCCACGGCCUCCCGUGGGGUCCCGCUGCUGCCCUCAGAUGUGAAGCUCAAGCUGUACGACCGCAGUCUGGAGUCGAACCCUGAGCAGCUGCAGGCCAUGAAGUACAUUGUCAUGGGCACUACCCGCCCAGCCCCCUACAUCAUCUUUGGGCCUCCAGGCACUGGCAAGACUGUCACCCUAGUGGAAGCCAUCAAGCAGGUGGUGAAACACUUACCCAAAGCCCACAUCCUGGCCUGCGCUCCGUCCAACUCAGGGGCUGACCUCCUCUGUCAGCGGCUCCGGGUCCACCUGCCCAGCUCCAUCUACCGCCUCUUGGCCCCCAGCAGGGACAUCCGCAUGGUACCCGAGGACAUCAAGCCCUGCUGUAACUGGGAUCCAAAGAAGGGGGAUUAUGUGUUUCCCGCCAAGAAGAAGCUACAGGAAUAUCGAGUCUUGAUUACCACGCUCAUCACGGCCAGCAGGCUGGUCUCAGCUCAGUUUCCCAUUGAUCACUUCACACACAUCUUCAUCGACGAAGCCGGCCACUCCAUGGAGCCUGAGAGUCUGGUGGCCAUAGCAGGGCUGAUGGAAGUCAAGGAAACAGAAAAUCCGGGAGGGCAGCUGGUGCUGGCAGGAGACCCUAGGCAGCUGGGGCCUGUGCUGCGCUCCCCGCUGACCCAGAAGCAUGGGCUGGGCUACUCCCUGCUGGAGCGGCUGCUGACCUACAACACCCUGUACAAGAAGGGCUCCAGUGGCUAUGACCCUCAGUUCAUAACCAAGCUGCUGCGCAACUACAGGUCCCACCCCACCAUACUGGACAUUCCUAACCGACUCUAUUAUGAAGAAGAGCUGCAGGCCUGUGCUGACGUUGUGGACCGAGAGCGCUUCUGCCGCUGGGAGGGUUUGCCUCGACAGGGCUUUCCCAUCAUCUUUCACGGCGUAAUGGGCAAGGACGAGCGUGAGGGCAACAGUCCAUCCUUCUUCAACCCAGAAGAGGCUGCCACAGUGACCUCCUACCUGAAGCUGCUCCUGGCCCCCUCCUCCAAGAAGGGCAAAGCCCGCCUGAGCCCUCGAAGCGUGGGCGUCAUCUCUCCUUAUCGGAAGCAGGUGGAAAAAAUCCGUCAUUGCAUCACCAGACUUGACAAGGAGCUUCGGGGACUGGAUGACAUCAAAGACUUGAAGGUGGGCUCCGUGGAAGAGUUCCAAGGCCAAGAACGCAGCGUCAUCCUCAUCUCCACCGUGCGGAGCAGCCAGAGCUUCGUGCAGCUGGAUCUGGACUUCAACCUCGGUUUCCUUAAGAACCCCAAGAGGUUCAACGUGGCUGUAACCCGGGCCAAGGCUUUGCUCAUCGUGGUGGGCAACCCGCUCCUCCUGGGCCAUGACCCUGACUGGAAAGUAUUCCUGGAGUUCUGUAAAGAAAACGGGGGGUACACUGGGUGCCCCUUCCCUGCCAAACUGGACCUGCAACAGGGACAGAACUUCCUCCAGGGCCUGAGCAAGCUCAGGCCCUCUACCUCAGGGCCCCAAUGUCACGACUACCUCCCCCAGGAGCAGGAGGGAGAAGAUGGCCUGUCCCUGCAAGUAGAGCCAGAGUGGAGGAAUGAGCUCUGAAGACACAGGAGACAGCCUUCUCACACCAGCCAAGCCUUAACCGCCCACCCGACCCUGAACCAGAACCCAGCCUGAACCAGAGCCCAGCCAAGCUGCCCCUCUGCAGGACAGGAAGACUGGGGGAGGGAGUUUACAAUCCACGCCAUUCCACCCCCUCCCCUGCUGGGGAGAAUGACACAUCAAGCUGCUAACAACUGGGGGAAGGGGGAGGAAGAAAAACUGAAAACAAAAAUCUUGUUCUAUGCAAAA
Molecule: messenger RNA, 3349 nt
Organism: Neogale vison (American mink)
Lineage: Eukaryota; Metazoa; Chordata; Mammalia; Carnivora; Mustelidae
Gene: MOV10
Product: Mov10 RISC complex RNA helicase
Exons: 21
Coding region: 89-3100 (1003 amino acids)
Molecular function (GO): 5'-3' RNA helicase activity; RNA binding
Source: RefSeq, a predicted model, not a curated record